This is a messenger RNA of Gavialis gangeticus (Gharial), 947 nucleotides long. It is a transcript of the gene RSL24D1, whose product is annotated as ribosomal L24 domain containing 1. NCBI's taxonomy places the organism in Eukaryota, Metazoa, Chordata, Crocodylia, Gavialidae. Gene Ontology annotation, biological process: ribosomal large subunit biogenesis. Gene Ontology annotation, cellular component: nucleolus. The coding region runs from base 35 to 526 and encodes 163 amino acids. The record is from RefSeq and is a predicted model, not a curated record. The transcript has 6 exons.
UCCAUCACUUCCGGCAGGCGACGAAGUCGGCGCGAUGCGCGUGGAGCGCUGCUACUUCUGCUCGGGGCCGGUCUACCCGGGCCAUGGCGUCAUGUUCGUGCGCAACGACUGCAAGGUUUUUAGAUUCUGCAAAUCAAAAUGCCACAAAAACUUUAAAAAGAAGCGAAAUCCCAGGAAGGUCAGAUGGACCAAAGCCUUUCGGAAAGCAGCUGGCAAAGAAUUAACAGUGGAUAAUUCAUUUGAGUUUGAAAAACGUAGAAACGAACCAGUCAAAUACCAGAGAGAGCUGUGGAGCAAGACUGUUGAUGCAAUGAAGAGAGUGGAAGAGAUCAAACAAAAACGCCAAGCUAAAUUUAUCAUGAACAGGUUGAAAAAGAGCAAAGAGUUGCAGAAAGUGCAAGAUAUCAAGGAAGUCAAGCAAAACAUCCACCUUCUCCGUGCUCCUCAUGCAGGCAAAGCAAAACAGUUGGAGGACAAAAUGGUACAGAAGCUACAAGAGGAGGUGGCUAUGGAGGAGGAUGCCUAAAGUUGUACAUUUUCUGUUCUUGCCUCUUUGGUGGUAGACUAUCCAUCCAUCCCCUACCGCCACAUUCAGAAUUGGACAUCUGCAUUAUUGAGUUGCUUUUUAUAUGCAUUCACUGAAAUAAAAGGUGAUUUAAAUGCAUGCCCAAUUCCCCUCUUUUUCUGUAUUCUGUCACCUGUGAAACACCAAGUAUUGUAAAUGUUUGAUUGCAUAUUUUAAGGUAAGGAACCUUUCUCUGCCUAAUAUUUGAAGAAAAAUACCCUUUAUUGAAUAGUGGCUGUUUUGUCAGUAACUCAGUACCAUUUGCAAUUACAAAUGUGAGGUAAUGGACGUGAAACAAGUUGUCCUAUAGAUUUUGACAACACUUGCAAUUUUGUAAUUAUGCAAAACACAUUGUCAAUAAAUAAAUGAAUACAACAUUUCA